This is a messenger RNA of Trichophyton rubrum CBS 118892, 633 nucleotides long. RefSeq lists its product as uncharacterized. The record is from RefSeq and is a predicted model, not a curated record. The transcript is spliced from 2 exons. NCBI's taxonomy places the organism in Eukaryota, Fungi, Ascomycota, Eurotiomycetes, Onygenales, Arthrodermataceae. The coding region runs from base 1 to 633 and encodes 210 amino acids.
AUGGCAGCUACACAUCCCAGCAACGAGUUGACGUCUCAACUGUUGACUAACAACAUCUUCAAAGACCAACAACGACGCCGGCGCUUAACAGUUUCAAAACGACAGAAGAUGAGACAGUCAACAUGCAGAAAGACGAACCGUCUCUUGCCCUGCAGCGAGCGCCAGAAGGGCCCCGGAGGCGUCCCUGACAUCCAAUCAAGCCGUGGCCGCCAUCAACGCCUCCUUGUACGACAGCGAGCUGAGCGGAAGACGAACGAAGUCAUGAAGAACGCCUGUCCUGCCCCCAGUGUCGAUGAUCGCUCUCGAUCAGCGAAUAUCCACAGCCAAUUUCGCGGCAGACAGACUGGGGAUCCCGAUGAAGCUUGCUCAGUGGCUCGGUCUCUCGCUCAUCCUGGCAAGGGGGAUUUUCCUGGCCAGCCGUCCCUGUCUGUUCCUUGCAAUUCCUUGCUGUCCCUUGCUGGCCCCCAUGCUCAGCGUCCAAAAAUAAGAAAGGCGGAGCCAGUGCCAGUGCCAGAGAGCCCUGACAGCGUUCGCAACUCGCGGCAUCUUCCAGAGCUUCUUCUUCUUCUUGUGCAUCUUGAAACGAGAGCGCUGCCAAAGGGGACUGGUUUCAGGUCCUUUGAGGUCAAAUAA